Messenger RNA from Penicillium samsonianum, 432 nucleotides. RefSeq lists its product as uncharacterized. NCBI's taxonomy places the organism in Eukaryota, Fungi, Ascomycota, Eurotiomycetes, Eurotiales, Aspergillaceae. The transcript has 2 exons. The record is from RefSeq and is a predicted model, not a curated record. Bases 1 to 432 code for a protein of 143 amino acids.
AUGGCAAAGCUCCUUGAUGUGCUGAUUCAUUGCAAUCAAGGCAAAGUUGUUGAACAGCAGGUCUGUACGCUGACCAAAACGGACCUAGGACCUGGCCACUGGGGAAUUCCCGUGGGAGUCCUUACGCCUAAUCGGGAUAUUGGUGCUCAUCCUGCUACCGUGGACGGAGCCCUGCUCUAUUACAGAUUGGUAUUCGCAAACCUGGAUGUGGCCUCAUCGGUCAGGCUUAACUUGUCAGACGUCAAUUACACUACCUGGGAAAAGUACCGCCUAUGGGAUGCCCGGCUUCAAAGGCCCAGAGAGAUCCUUUCUAUGGGGGCCAAACAUAUAGAGGGCGAGGACGUGGUCCUUUCCACGGGGCCCCAAACCCCAUCCACCACGGCCUCCUCCGUGAACUCGAGGGCCCCAAUGAAUAUCAGGACGAGCCCGUAG